Molecule: messenger RNA, 969 nt
Organism: Arabis nemorensis
Lineage: Eukaryota; Viridiplantae; Streptophyta; Magnoliopsida; Brassicales; Brassicaceae
Source: the annotation of a GenBank genome assembly
AUGAGCGGCGAAGAAAACAUCAUCACAUCCAUCAAAACCGAUGAUAACAAUGGCGAUUCCUCUGUUCUCCCUGCCAUUCCCGCUUUAGAUUUUGGGCCAGAGGAUCGUGCUCUUGUUGAGGAUCUUAUGGCAAGUUACUUCAAUAUUAACCUAGCCACAAAACGGACAUUUGAUGUGAAAACACUCUCACCUAAAGUUACCAAACGUGUUCUGUUUCUCAAGGACAUUCAGGUUAAACACGAUGAGCUCGAAAAGAAGUUUCUUGAAGAAAAAGCCGCAUUGGAGGCGGAAUACGAUAGUCUCUACAAGCCGCUUUUCGAUAAGAGGUAUGAAAUAGUGAAUGGUGUGGUUAAAGAUGAAGCAGAGAAAGAAGGAGUGCCUAAUUUCUGGUUGAUUGCGAUGAAAACUAACGAAAUGCUUGCAAACGAGAUAACCGAAAGAGAUGAAGGAGCACUGAAGUAUCUCAAAGACAUAAGAUGCUUUAGAGUUGAAAACAAUUCAAGAAAUUUCAAGCUUGAGUUUCUCUUUGAUCCUAAUCCUUACUUCAAGAACACGGUUUUAUUUAAAACUUACCAUGUCACCGAUGACGAUGGACCUGUUCUUGAUAAAGUGAUUGGAACGGACAUAGAAUGGUGUCCAGGUAAAUGUUUGACUCAUAAAGUUGUUGUAAAGAAGAGGCCAAAGAAAGGGUCUAAGAAGGUCAAUAACAUCCCCAUGACUAAAACCGAAAACUGCGAGAGUUUCUUCAACUUCUUCAAACCGCCUGAAGUUCCUGAGAUUGAUGAAGUUGACGAUUACGAUGAUUUUGAUACUGACAUGACUGAAGAACUCCAAAACCUGAUGGAUCAAGACUACGACAUCGCUGUGACAAUCAGAGACAAACUGAUCCCUCAUGCAGUUUCAUGGUUUACUGGUGAGGCUCUUGUUGAUGAAGACGAAUUUGAUUAUGAGGACGAGAAGACUGUCUAA